Molecule: messenger RNA, 3032 nt
Organism: Monomorium pharaonis (pharaoh ant)
Lineage: Eukaryota; Metazoa; Arthropoda; Insecta; Hymenoptera; Formicidae
Product: 2-phosphoxylose phosphatase 1
Exons: 4
Coding region: 343-1896 (517 amino acids)
Biological process (GO): dephosphorylation
Molecular function (GO): phosphatase activity
Source: RefSeq, a predicted model, not a curated record
GGCAGUUCCAUCUCGGGCGUACGCGCCGCAGGGAGGUUGGCGAUUCAACAACGAUCCCGUUGUCAUCCCUCGUUGUCGUCGUCGUCGUUUGAUUGUUCUCUCGGCCCGGGCACGGUACCUUCGUCGCAGGGCCGUCGACGAAUAUGCGGAAAGCGGGCGUCUGAAGAUGCAGCCACGGAGGUCGGCCUCUACGAACUGCGGGACGGAAAUCAAGUCGCGUCCUCGUCCUCGCGCCGCUCCACGUUGCCGUCGUCAUCGUCGCCGUCGUGACGUCGUCGUCGGGACGCCGUUACCGCACGCCCGCCUGCGAAUCGGUCCCCCGGGACCGGAAACCGCCGAGGGAUGCUCGCGGAAAUGGUCCGGCUGUCCUACCAGCACAGGGCAUUCUACUGCUACGUGAUUCUGAGCGUGUGGAUCUUCCUGCUGGUCGCUGGUAUGUACAAAUAUAUCGGCGUAGAUGAGAAAACCUCGGUGCAAACGAGAAUUCCAAACAAUGAUUUGUCGCUGCGAGAAUUCCCGAGGAACUUAAAGUCGGACGCGAAGACGAAGAAGAUCUUUCGCUUCUGCAAUUUGCCACACGAGAUAGCCGCAGACACCGAAGGGAAGCUCGACGGCAACUUGACAUUAAGCGGCAUCCUGAUCUUCAUCCGUCACGGCGACCGGGGCCCAUUGACGCACAUACGGAACAUAAGCAGCAUCAAUUGCGGCGUCGGCGAGUACGGGGCCGCGAGCGAGCUCGAGGCCAUCUACGAGAACUACGUGAGCUUCGUGCAGAACGCGUCGAGUUACUCGCGGGCCGCGUGGGCCCAGUUCCUGGGCCCGUUCCACGGCCUCCCCGUGCUGCCGGCGAACGCGCGGGACUGCCGGAUCGGCCAGCUCACCACCCUCGGCGUCCUGCAGCUGCUGAAGACCGGGGUCGCCCUUAGGAACGCGUACCACCAGCGGCUCAAUCUCGGCAACGGCACCACGUACGGCAGGGACGUUAUCGUCUACAGUACCUCCUACCGCAGGACCGUGCAGAGCGCGGUCGCGUUGCUGUACGCGCUCUUCGAGAACGACGGCUUCCAGAGCCUGGCGAGGAUCAGCCUGCAGGAGAGCCAGAGCUACGCGUUCUGCAGCAACGAGUGCGCCUGCCCCGCCGCCGAGAAGUUCCUGAAGCAGCACUUAAAGGAGACCUCCAACCAUCUGAAAUCCCAUCCGGCCGUCGGGGAGCUGAUCAAGCAGGCGGCAAGCGCCGUUUUCGAGCUUCCGGAUCAGGCGCAUACGUGCGACCCGAACACGCUGAGGGACGCCCUGUUGACGUACGUGUGCCACGGCGCCUCGCUGCCGUGCGCGGAUCUUGACGCCCAACGCACGUGCGUUAAGACCGACCACGUUACCGGGCUGUUCGCCUACACAGACUGGGAGUCGAAGCAGGUCGCCAAGAGCAGUAGCCGCAACAAGUACGGGCUGCUCAAGGCGUACGGGAUGCUGCGCGGCAUCGUCACCUUCAUGCUGCGCAUCAUCUCCGAGGCCAGGCCCAAGAUCGUCCUCUAUUCCGGCCACGACAAGACUCUGGAGUACCUCGCCACUGCCCUCGGCAUAGUCUCGGACGUAGCGACCCAUUACGCCUCGCGGCUCGUCAUAGAGGUCUACAAGAUCAACCCCCGGAACGACAAUCGCCUCGCCAGCGACUUCUAUUUCCGCAUUAUCGCCAACGGCCGGGACCUGACGCCGAAGGUACCGUUUUGCAAGAACGCCAACACCUACGUCAGCGACGACGGGGAAUUUAUGGGUAAGAAGGGCGUCAAGCUGUGCCCGAUAGAAAACAUUGUCAGGCAGUUACACGACGACUACUUCGUGCCGUUCAACGCGACGAAUUUUAAGGACGCGUGUUCGAGUCAUAAAAUUCGUUAAAAUUAAUAAUGGGCAUACCUUGUUGUUAGCUCGUGAAAUAAGGUCGUUCCAAUAAGAAAAUAGGCCAGAUAAAAAGAAUGAGAAAGAGACACUCAUCUUCGGUGAUAGUAUAUAUCUUAACUCCUCGAAAUUAGAAACUUCAACAUUUUAGCACUUUUUUAGAUUCUCUAUCUCUUUUUAUCCUAAAUAUAAUGGCCGUUCAAUCAUUAUUGUUUACGAACAUUAUAUUCAUGAACACAAAGAGAAAAAGCGCUUUAACGCAGUCUAUAAGGUAAGAUAUUAUAAUAUUCUAUUUAAAAAAUGGCAAAUUCGUCCUGGAAUAAAAAUAGAAGAUAAAAGCGAAGAAGCGCAUGACACAUAAAGUCAGUUUUUCAUGGAGAUCAAAAGUUUAAGACUUUACAAGGAUUAAUUCUUACCGAGGAUGAUUCUUUUUAAUUCACUUCUCGAAUGACAGGCAGAUAUAUCGAGCGGCUCUCGAGCAAGUUUCCAACUUGCACUAUGCGUUAUAGAUAAAUAAGCCGAUGUGAAAGUAAUUAUUAGUACUAACGUGAAAUAAUCUGCAGAGAGCUAAUACUUCAAUUUUCCUAACGAAUUUCUCUUAAAGGCGUAAAUCGCUUAAAAUGUAAUUUUAUCACCUAACAAGAAAGUAUUUUGAUUCUAACAAUAAUACAUCAGAUAUAUAAGAUUGUUCUUUGGACAUUCGGGCUCAAUUCAAAAUUUUUUACAUCUCAUUAUGUCGAAGUACAGUUAACGAGAGCACAGACUUUUGCAUAACGUAUAAGAAAUUUAACGAGAGUCUUUCAUUUCUAUCUUGUAUAAAGGAAAUAAAAAAUUUUGAUUGAUUAAUCCUCUUAUGCAAAAGUCUGUGCUUGCUCUAAGAGAAUUGGCAGAAAUUAUAAAAUAAAAUUGAAGAAAAAUGAGAAAAAAGGAGAGUACAUAAAUUUUAGUAAGAAGCAAGCCUUAACUUCAUAGAAAUAUAUAUGUCUAAAACUUUAAAUUAACGUAUCUUUAAAUAAAUUUAGAAAAACGAUAGCGCUAAUAAAAACCGAUUAGUCGAUUAUUAUAUAUUUUAUCAUACACUCUAUUGUAUAUAUGUAAAUAUAUAUAGUGCUUUAGAAAUAUAUAUUAUAUAUAUA